ACCCUCAAAUUUGUAAACCAAGGAAGAAAAGUUGAAUGUUGGAGCGAUUAUAAAGCCCUGUUUCAUGCUUCACACUACACAUUCAUCUCCAUCUAACUAUAUACAUUCAAUUCACGCAUUCCAGACAACAAAAUAAAUCAAAAAUGACCUCUGAACUCAUUCACAGAACGCAGACACCACAAUUCACUCAUCGCAACUCAGAUUCCGCGCCUGAAUCUAAUUGCCCACCCAAAUCCACCACCCGGAUCGGUUACAUGUUGCGCCACCGUCUCCCCUUCCUCCUCCUCGGUGUGGCGAUCGCCGCUGCCUUCUUCCAUCUUCUCCCUUCUGCAUCCACCGUAGCAGCUCCUCACGUCUCUCUCCUAGAGACCAACUUGGCUCUGCCAACUCGCCGCGUGCUCAUGGAAGAGCACACCGAAAAGAAGGGAAGGGUGCCUAUCGGAGUGAAGGGCAAGAGGCAGAAGCGGAUCGUGGUCACCGGCGGAGCCGGUUUCGUCGGAAGCCACCUGGUGGACCGUCUGAUGGAAAGAGGCCACAGCGUGAUCGUGGUGGAUAACUUCUUCACAGGAAGAAAAGAGAACGUGCUGCAUCACAUGGGGAACCCCAACUUCGAACUCAUUCGCCACGACGUCGUUGAACCCAUCCUCCUCGAGGUUGACCAGAUCUACCACUUGGCUUGCCCCGCUUCCCCCGUUCAUUACAAGUUCAACCCUACUAAUGUGGUUGGAACGUUGAACAUGUUGGGGUUGGCAAAGAGAGUGGGUGCGCGGUUUUUGCUUACCAGCACCAGUGAGGUGUACGGUGAUCCUCUUCAGCAUCCUCAGGCCGAGACCUACUGGGGCAACGUUAAUCCCAUCGGUGUGAGGAGCUGUUACGACGAAGGAAAGCGCACUGCAGAGACUUUGGCAAUGGACUAUCACAGAGGCGCUGGCAUCGAGGUGAGGAUUGCUCGAAUCUUCAACACCUAUGGACCGAGAAUGUGCAUUGAUGAUGGGCGUGUAGUUAGUAACUUUGUCGCUCAGGCGUUGAGGAAGGAGCCAUUGACUGUUUAUGGCGACGGAAAGCAGACAAGAAGCUUUCAAUACGUAUCAGACUUGGUAGAAGGUUUAAUGCGGCUGAUGGAAGGUGAGCACGUUGGUCCUUUCAAUCUCGGGAACCCUGGUGAAUUCACGAUGCUUGAACUUGCUCAGGUGGUACAAGAGACCAUAGACCCAAAUGCAAAGAUAGAGUUUAGACCAAAUACAGAAGAUGACCCACAUAAGAGGAAGCCAGACAUCUCCAAAGCGAAUGAGCUUCUUGGGUGGCAGCCCUCUGUGUCUCUCCGAGAGGGACUUCCUCUAAUGGUAUCUGAUUUCCGGCAAAGAUUGUUCGCUGACUCAAAACUAACAGGUGCUAAAUCUGUAGCAUAGAUUCGUAGAAAACGUAAUUAAAACAAAACAUCGCUGAAAAUAAACAUAUAUGCAUAUAUAUAUACAUAUAAAACAAAAUUUAGCUGCAGUAGCUUAUUUGAAAUUACAUUAGAUAUGUGUCUGUUAAAUCAAUGAGAUAUAUGUACAUCUGACAGAAAAAUAAACAACAGCCCCGCAAAGGGAAGAACGUAGAUUUUAUUUGUUGUA
Molecule: messenger RNA, 1616 nt
Organism: Vigna angularis (adzuki bean)
Lineage: Eukaryota; Viridiplantae; Streptophyta; Magnoliopsida; Fabales; Fabaceae
Product: UDP-glucuronic acid decarboxylase 2
Exons: 6
Coding region: 144-1409 (421 amino acids)
Biological process (GO): D-xylose metabolic process
Cellular component (GO): cytoplasm
Molecular function (GO): UDP-glucuronate decarboxylase activity; NAD+ binding
Source: RefSeq, a predicted model, not a curated record